CUCUCUGACAUCUGACACCCUCUCUCUUUUAUACUUUAUAGGAAUGAAAUGCUUCAAUUGUUCUUCCCAAACUCUUCCUUGAUAUAUCAUCAUCUAUCGACAAAUCAACCGGGCAACAAUCUCCUCUGGUAUUGUGGUCAAUAAUCUUUCAUGUUGGAACUUAUGUCAACAUCUUGAAAAUCCUCAAAACCCUUCUACUUAUUUUUAUCCUGUUCUACUCUUUCCUCAUUCCUAAUAAAUCACCCACAAACAAAUAUAAUUUAACGGAAAACUCCCCAAUUAGAAAACCUCACACUUCAGUCCUCAUUCACUCCUUCUUGAUUCACCUUCAAUAAAUAUACAGGCGUCGCAAAAUAUUCUGGUAGUCAUGGCUAUGAGUCCUUCUCCUCAAAUGUCUCCGACAACAUUCGGAAAACAAGUUGAGAAACAAAGAUCAAACUCUCCACCUCCGCAUCAACUAUCCAAAAGAGACAAACGUCGAUCCGCAAUGCAAGAUAAACUGCAUGAAAUGACGGUUAGCUUUGCUUCAAAUAGAGAUCAUCAUUACCGCGACCAACUCAAAGGAUUGCAAAUCGACAUGAAUCUCAUUCAGGAAGCUGACGUUCAUGGCAAAUACGCUCUCCCGGACGGCAAUGAGGUUGAGCCAUUAGUUGUAGAUGGAAUCAAGAAAGUUAAAGGAAUUGCUGGUCAUCAUCCAUCUGCUGCUGGAAAAGAGUAUGAAUCUUUCGCAAGAGAAAUCAAUAACGCCAUGGAAGAACGGGACGUCGCAUUAACUACGCAUAUGAGAGACUACGAAGUUAAAGCAAAUGAAAUCGAAUCCAGUUAUGCCUAUCGAAUGCGACUCGCGGACUUGGAAUACAAAGCUUUGAUGUCAACCUUGAGAGAUCGUUUGAUCAAUAAGCUCAAUAGCAAGAAAGCACACUUGCUGAAAGAUAAAGAGUCAAUUGAAAUUGGAGAGAGCAAUGCUUUACUUUUACACCCAAGCAAAUUUGGUCUCGCUAACCCCGCUAGCCCUGGUGGGAUGCAUUCCAAAAGAGCUACAAGGCAUCGUCGAGAAGCGGAAGAAUUACCCAACAUGUUUGAUCACUCUAAACGGAAGAGAAAAGGAAUUGAUGGCGACGAAUCUCCAGCUCCCUCAAGACAACGUAUGGACAAUGGCGGUAAUACUCCGUUGGGAACAUAUGAGCGAAACGGAAACACAUCCGCACAACUCGAAGCACCAGCAAAUAGCAUAGAAGGUCUAUUUACGGAGAAAGAGCUCGGAAUGAAAUACAAUGAGGCAGCUCAAGCAGCAUAUAGUUAUAUGGUUCGACAUCCACCAUACGAAGAUGAUAACAGUCCUCAAAAUGGCAGAUCUGAUUCCAGCCCCGACACUGAUAAAAUAAAUGCAACAUCUGGAGAUGUUGAGAAUGAUGAAUCAGAUUCUCCUCAAUCCGCACCUCAAAUGGAACGUCAACCAUCACACCAGACUAGGAGCACACGCGGGGGAGGAGUAAACUUUAAUACAGGCACAGGAAUUGAUAUUCUUAGUGAUUUAGCAUAUCCUGGAAACAUGGCAGCAAUCACGAAACAAAUCCCCAAAUUACCACCACUUCUCGCCUCGAAUAUGCAGAAAGGAUAUGUGAAAGGAGAUGCUGCCAAUCAACCACAAGGAUUGGCUCCUGAUGAGAUCAAUGCCGAAUUAGAAAUUAUCAGAAGAGGUCGCACAUAUAACGACGAAAGGGGGUUUGGUAAAAAUCUUGACUUGGAAAAUGGUGGAAAAAGUCUUCUUGAAGCAGUCAGCACACCAAGAAGACCUCAAACCUAUUAUGUUAAAAGCGACCAUAAAGGUACAAUGCUCAGCAACUUGAGAGAAGAAUUGGGUGCAGAAGCAAUGUCAAAACAAAGUUCUAGAGGAGGUAGUGAAGUUGGAGGAACACCAAUGUCAAGGCAAAACACUAAUGAUGGAACAUCAUCAAAAGCUGGCGGUCGAGGGAAGAAAAAUCUUUUGAUUUGAGGGGAAAAGUCAUUACAUUACUUUGUUUGAUUAGGUGUACAUUGUUGGUCAAUUGGUUAUUAGAGAGCGUUGGCGUUGGGGGAUUAGGAAUAUCAUGAUUCAUGAGGAACAUUAGAUUCCGAUUAUCCAUUCAUGAGGUGGGAAGAGGUAUGGGUGGGUAUAUUAUAUCAUGGUUAGUUGUUAGUUAAUGACGAUGGGGAGUCUGUAUCUAAGUGGUUUCGUCGUUUUUA
This is a messenger RNA of Botrytis sinoallii, 2226 nucleotides long. RefSeq lists its product as uncharacterized. Gene Ontology annotation, molecular function: histone deacetylase binding. Gene Ontology annotation, biological process: negative regulation of transcription by RNA polymerase II. The coding region runs from base 368 to 1996 and encodes 542 amino acids. Lineage: Eukaryota; Fungi; Ascomycota; Leotiomycetes; Helotiales; Sclerotiniaceae. The record is from RefSeq and is a predicted model, not a curated record. The transcript has 2 exons. Gene Ontology annotation, cellular component: Sin3-type complex.